Molecule: messenger RNA, 630 nt
Organism: Homarus americanus (American lobster)
Lineage: Eukaryota; Metazoa; Arthropoda; Malacostraca; Decapoda; Nephropidae
Product: circumsporozoite protein-like
Exons: 3
Coding region: 1-630 (209 amino acids)
Source: RefSeq, a predicted model, not a curated record
AUGACUGACUCCCGCACCUGCUGUGGUGAUGCUGUCAGCACAAGAACAGACUGUCAGCACAGCACACUGUCAGAACAACAACAGACUGUCAGCAAAACAACAGACUGUCAGAACAACAACAGAUGGUCAGAACAACAACAGACUGUCAGCACAACAACACUGUUAGAACAACAACAGACUGUCAGAACAACAAUAGACUGUCAGAACAACAACAGACUGGCAGAACAACAACAGACUGUCAGAACAACAAUGGACUACUUCAUCAAUCCACAACCUCAUCAGUCCGUGACUCCAUCAGUCCAUGACCCCAUCAGUUCACGACCCCAUCAGUCCACGACCCCAUCAGUCCACGACCCCAUCAGUUCACGACCCCAUCAGUUCACGACCCCAUCAGUCCACGACUUCAUCAAUGCCCCAUCCCAGACCCAUCAGUCCAUGACCCCAUCAGUUCACGACCCCAUCAGUCCACGACCCCAUCAGUCCACGACCCCAUCAGUCCACACCUCAUCAAUCCACAACCCCAUGAGUCCACGACCUCAUCAGUCCAUGACCCCAUCAGUCCAUGACCCCAUGAGUUCACGACCCCAUCAGUCCCGACCAGUCCACGACCAUCAAUCCACAACCCCAUGA